CUGAGUAAAAAAUUUAAGAAUUAUUCAAGCAUUUUUUAUUAAUUGAAAUAAAAAAAUAGGAUUUUAAUUAGUGAAUUAAUGAGUGAGAUAUUAAUAUGACUGUUUGUUCAGUGCUAAUGCUUUUAGAUAAUGUGGAGAAAAAAUUAUAUGUAAAAUCAAUUUUUAAAUUCAAGGUCAAGAUUAUUUAAUCGUAUAAAUAGCAAUGUGAUGGUGUAAUUAUAAAUUAAUUUUGUUAAAACAAAAAUUGUGAAGAAAACCAAAUGUGCGAUUUAAUAGUUUCUAUUUUUAUUUUGGAAUGAUAAUUUCUUUUAAAUUUUUACAUCUGUUUGAUUGGCCAUCGAUUCCAGGAUGACCAAUAUAUCGUGGUUCCCAGAGGAUGGAAUUAUCGAGCCACUUUUCCCAACGAAUCUUAAUGAAACAUAUGGAUUCAACGACAGCGAGACAUUGUUAUACGAUGACAUUGAUAGUUUGUACGAUGUACCGGUAGGAAUAAUAUUCCUAUUAAGUAUAUGUUAUGGAAGCAUAUCAGUACUUGCUGUGGUGGGUAAUUCUCUGGUGAUGUGGAUUAUUGCGACUUCCAGACGAAUGCAAAGCGUUACUAAUUGCUUUAUUGCUAAUCUCGCGCUCGCUGAUAUUGUAAUUGGACUUUUUGUUAUUCCAUUUCAAUUUCAGGCAGCAUUGCUUCAGAGAUGGAAUUUACCACAUUUCAUGUGCGCAUUUUGUCCAUUUGUCCAAGUGCUCUGCGUUAAUGUAUCUGUAUUUACAUUGACAGCAAUCGCUAUAGACCGACAUCGAGCGAUAUUAAAACCUUUAAGUGCACGUCCGAGUAAGCUCAGAGCUAAAAUGAUCAUCGCUGGGAUUUGGGUGAUAAGUGGAGUUUUAGCAGCUCCUAUGGCUGCUGCACUUCGAGUUAUUUUUAUACCAGAGAAUAUUGCAGGACGACUACAUUUACGGCCGUUUUGUCAAAAUGAAAAUAUGUCGGAAAAAUCAAUGCUGACUUAUCGAGCAUUACUUGGAUUUUUACAAUACCUAACUCCACUAUCAAUAAUAUCGUGUGUAUAUACACGAAUGGCGCUUAGGCUUUGGGGCAGUAAAGCACCCGGCAAUGCACAAGAUUCACGUGACGCAAACCUUAUGAAAAAUAAAAAAAAAGUUAUUAAAAUGCUAGUUAUAGUAGUCGCGCUCUUUGCAAUCUGUUGGCUUCCCCUCCAAACCUACAAUGUUCUACAGUACAAUUACCCAGAAAUAAAUGAAUACAGAUAUAUAAAUAUUAUAUGGUUUUGUUUCGACUGGUUGGCUAUGUCAAACAGUUGUUACAACCCUUUUAUCUAUGGAAUUUACAAUGAAAAAUUUAAAAGAGAAUUUAAACAAAGAUGUCCGUUUACAUCUAGAAGAUGGUCAACGAAUCAUCCAAUAGAUAGUUACGAUAUGGAUAAAACACAGAGCACCAGGACAUCAUUCAAGUACAUCCUUAGGUACGACUGGCGUAAACAUGCUCAAGGAAACAAUUAUUCAGCAAAUUCAUCCAUCUGUAGAGGUGUAUCUCUCCGUGAUUCGUCCAGAAUGCCGAUAAAACCUACCCAGACUAAAAUGGAACCACGAAAUAACAAUUAUUUAAAUCGAGCACAACGUACUAAUUGUCGAAAUAAAACAACAAAAUUGACAAUGGCCACCAAUACAGAAAACAAUGAAACGCUUGCUACGGAUUUUUAUGUUUAUGCUGACAAACAUAAACGCGCACAAAACAAUUCAAGUGAUCUCAAGGAAUUGUGUCUAUAAUGAUACAACAGUUAUUUAAUAAGUAUCAUUAAAUUCAUAUAAUGAAAAUAAUAAUCAUAAUAU
Molecule: messenger RNA, 1842 nt
Organism: Cotesia glomerata
Lineage: Eukaryota; Metazoa; Arthropoda; Insecta; Hymenoptera; Braconidae
Product: RYamide receptor
Exons: 10
Coding region: 349-1779 (476 amino acids)
Biological process (GO): G protein-coupled receptor signaling pathway
Cellular component (GO): membrane
Molecular function (GO): neuropeptide Y receptor activity
Source: RefSeq, a predicted model, not a curated record